Messenger RNA from Closterium sp. Naga37s-1, 1980 nucleotides. Lineage: Eukaryota; Viridiplantae; Streptophyta; Zygnematophyceae; Desmidiales; Closteriaceae. The record is from the annotation of a GenBank genome assembly.
AUGAGCGCAAUAGCAGGCGGAACUGCUGGUCUGAGCAUCGCGACGCCUGCCGGCAGAGGUCGUAAGCGAGGGUCGUCAGCGGCGACGUCGCGAGCUGCUGCGGCGACAAGUGAUGCGGUCGGGGUAGAAAGCCUGGGCGGCCGAUCGAGCAAACGAAAAGAUGCAGUUGCGGGUGGUGGUGAGGCGGGCGAUGACGACGACGACGUCUUAAGCAAGCCGGCGUCUUCCCGCCUCGGGGCGACAGGCGCUGCUGCAACCGCAGGAGCAGAUCAAGGCGGGCACGCGUCGGCAGGUGCGGCCGAUCGCGAGGGGACAGAUGGUCGGGGGGCUGCGGCGGGGUUCCGAGAUGGCGAAGCUGCGACGGGAGGGCACCGCCGCGCUGUAUCGGGGAACUUCGCAUGGCUGGGAACGAGCACGUCGGGCGCCGCGCAUGCCGUGAAGGCAGCGCUCAAGUCGUCGCUCGUCGCGCUGGGCGCCGCCAGGAGUCCCGCGUCGGCAGCAGGCAAGGGCGCAUUGUCGGGCCGUUCGGCAGGGGCAGCGGGGGAGGAAUCGGUCCGCGCAGCGGCGGCGCAGAGGCUGAGCGCGGUGCUGCGGCACCCCGCGGUGCCGGUGGUGCUACCCAUGAUGUUGGCGGUGGUCAUCAGCGCCUACUUCCUCCGCCUCGUCCCCGGCGGCGGCACCCAUUCCGUGGCGGACGAGUCGGGCUGGCGGCUGUGGUGGGGGGCCAACCGCGCUGAGCGCAUGGCGGCCGCGGCGUCUGCGGCGGCGAAGGCGCAGCAGGCGGCGGUGGAGAGGCUGCAGGAGGUGGUGGUGCGGCUGGAGAAGCGCACCGAGUCCAUGGCGCAGGCGCUGCAGGUGCAAGUGGACACGUUGGAUUCGAAGCUGGGCGCGGUGAGCAAGGAGCAGGAGGUGCGAGCGGCGCAUGCAGCAGAGCUGGAGAAGCGACUGGAGCAGCUGGGCGUGAAGGUGCAGGAGACGGACGCCGCCGUGCUGCAGAUUCUCGCCAACGGGGGGCCCAUGGUGCGGCAGGAGGUGGUGCAGCUCGUGCAGCAGGUGGCAGAGGAGAGGGCGCAGGAGGUGGAGGGGCGUGUGUUGACGCUGGACGACGUGAGGGCGGCGGCAAAGAGGGUGGUGGAGGAGCAGCUGCAGCGCCACCUGACGGACGACAUAGAGCGCGCCGACUAUGCGCUCGCCACUGGCGGGGGGCGCGUGGUGGCGCACUCAGACGCGCUGUACACGCGGCAGCAGCAGCAGCAGCGCCAGCAGAAGCGCCGGUGGAGCCAGGUGGUCAGCACCGUGUCUCCCCUCGCUUCCUCCGGUGCUGCGGGCGCAGGCGCUGCUGCUUCCAGUGGCAAGGAGCCAGAGGCGGACUUGCUGCACCCGAACGCACAGGUGGUGCUGACCCCUGGGCGAUUCCCCGGCAACUGCCUGCCGCUCAAGGGGCAGCAGGGGCACAUUGACAUCCGCCUGCGCUCCACCAUUGUGCCGCGCGCCUUCACACUCGAACACCUGCCAAAGCUGGAGUGCUGCACAGUGCCCCACGCCCGCACAUCCCACCAAACACUCUCAACGCCUUGCCCCUUUCCCUGGCAGAGCAUCGCGUAUGAGAUUCACAGCGCACCCAAGGACGUGGAGUUCUGGGGCAGGCGCCCUGCUACCGCCACCGCCACCACUGCUGCCGCCACUGCUGCUGCUGGCAGCGGUGGGGGCAAUGGCGGUGGGGAGAGUGAGGCGGCAGGGUCAAGCAGUGCAGGUGGCGCAGUGGAGGAGGGGGAGUGGCAGCGGCUGGCAGUGGCAAGGUACGAGCUGGAGGGCGGGCCAGUGCAGACAUUCAGCGUGGGGGAGGCGGUGGAGGAGGGGGGUGGUGGCGAUGGCGUGGGCAUUGGCAUGGUGCGAGUGCGCGUGCUGUCCAACUACGGGCACCCCAACUUCACCUGCAUCUACCGCGUCAGGGCUCAUGGGGACGCCCUGGGCGGGUGA